Molecule: messenger RNA, 1210 nt
Organism: Aureobasidium pullulans EXF-150
Lineage: Eukaryota; Fungi; Ascomycota; Dothideomycetes; Dothideales; Saccotheciaceae
Exons: 1
Coding region: 136-1050 (304 amino acids)
Biological process (GO): DNA-templated transcription initiation
Cellular component (GO): RNA polymerase I complex
Source: RefSeq, a predicted model, not a curated record
UUGGAAGAAAAGCUGGUGUGUUCUAUAGGAUAUCGGCGUCAACUCUCCAAACCAUCUUCAAAGUUUCACAUGAAGCCGCAUUAGAAUUUUAUUUUUGUACAGCAAUUGUCGCGCAACCACAUCCAAACAGCAACAAUGUCGACGGAAGCCAUGAGCAACACGCCAAAGUCUGCAAAGACGAAAAAGACAAAGGAAGAGAAAUCGGCAGCGAAAAAGCGACGACACGAACAAGAGGAUACCGAGCAAGAGACGACAGCAGACACCACAGUCGAGAGCCUACCAAAGCGCCCGCGCAUUCAAUCGCCAGUCGCGGAUGCAGACCCGACAGCAACAUCACCAUUCACCAAGCAAACCUCAUCCUUCUACCUCCCUCUCUCGCCAAUCUACCACGCCUUCCCCGUCGACGGCCUCUGCGCAGAGCACAUCUCUCCUCUGCUCCUCACCUACCACCCUCCUCUCCGCGGCGUCGUCCUCUCCUACAGCAACCCUCGCCUCUCCGCCUCUCCCUCAGACGUCCCUUCCUCGCGCGACGCACCCGACGCUUCACCAACCGUCCUCGCCAAAUCAAUCGACGAAUACGCAGUCUCCUUCGUCUGGCUGACGGUCGACUUCAUCCUCUUGCGCCCCACCCCCGGCGCCGUAAUCGAGGGCUACGUAUCCGUGCAAAACGAGAGCUAUCUCGGCCUGGUAUGCUGGAAUUUCUUCAACGCCGGUGUGGACAGAAAGAGAAUCCCUACCACGUGGAAGUGGGUGCCGAACCACAACGCUACCGCCGGCACCAAGAGCUCAACCGACUGGAUGAGAGGACUGCGCAACAAGAGCGACGAGAGCAGUGGCCAUUAUGUCGAUGCGGACGGUAAAAAGGUGGAAGGAUUGGUCAAAUUCACAGUCAAGGACUUUGAAUCGGCGCCGAGUACAGAGCGCGAGCGCGGCUUCCUCAGUAUCGAGGGUACGCUGUUGGAUCCUGAAGCGGACAAAGCAUAUGAUGCAGAACUCAAGGCCGCCAGAAAGGUGCCAAAGAAGAAGAGGGUUCCAGCUCUGCAUGUGUAAAGAAAGGGCAGUCACAAAUAAAAGGGUGCUGGGGUUUGCUUCUUUCCUUUCUUUUUUUUCCAUACAUGAGCGUUUCUUUGUAUCAAUCAUACCCAUCCUUCUGGAACACAUACUUUUGACAGCAUCCCCUUUAUGCACUGCCUAUGUACAUGGUGCUGCA